Messenger RNA from Spirodela intermedia, 423 nucleotides. The record is from the annotation of a GenBank genome assembly. Lineage: Eukaryota; Viridiplantae; Streptophyta; Magnoliopsida; Alismatales; Araceae.
AUGAAGCCUCUCAGUCUCGCCGUCCUCUUGUUGAUCCUAACGGCCUGGAGGAUCGAAGGCAGCGGCGGCCCCGCCGCCGCCGACCCGCCACCCGGCGCCGGCGUAGCGGCGGAGGCCAGCGCGUGCAGCCCGGAGAAGCCGAGCGCGAAGCACCUGCGAAAACACCGCCGCGGCUGCGCCGGCCGGCAUGGGGCAUGCAGUGCGGUGUCGCCUCGCCAUGUCUGCUGCUUUGGGCUCUACUGCCGCGACCUCUCCGGCGACCGGCUCAACUGCGGCGCCUGCGGGCGCAAGUGCGGCCUGGGGAUGAGGUGCUGCGGCGGCGCCUGCGCCAACGUGCGGAGCGACCGACGCAACUGCGGACGGUGCGGGAAGGCCUGUCGGCACGACGAGAGUUGCACUGGCGGCCUCUGCGGCUACGCCUAG